Penicillium concentricum is the source of this 2355-nucleotide messenger RNA. Its product is annotated as ankyrin repeat domain-containing protein. The transcript is spliced from 4 exons. Bases 1 to 2355 code for a protein of 784 amino acids. NCBI's taxonomy places the organism in Eukaryota, Fungi, Ascomycota, Eurotiomycetes, Eurotiales, Aspergillaceae. Gene Ontology annotation, molecular function: protein binding. The record is from RefSeq and is a predicted model, not a curated record.
AUGGAUCCUUUGUCUUUGACUGCCAACAUCGGAGCUGUCAUCGGACUCCUAGAUGCGGUAUGCCGCCUGGGGAAAGAGACGUACCGAGUGGUCUCGGCAAUCAAACAUGCGCCCGAGGAAGUCAAGCGGCUGAGUCUGGAGCUAGAAGAAAUUGACUUCCUCCUUCUUAACAUUCACCAAUACUGCAAAAGGCACCAGCGGCAACACCCGAUUAUGGUUUCCGAAUCGAACUCAGCGAUCACCCAUCUCUUUAAACUUCUCCAGAAGUUGCAGCUGGAGUACGAGGCUACAACAGGCAUUGUGGAAAGAAACACGGAUGGACCUCAUGCUGGGAAGAGACAACGCAUAAGGUCUAUGGGUAACAGGGUGAAGCUCGUGCUAGCGGGGGAGUUGAAAGCUACGUUCAAGACCCUUUCGAGAUACAAGGCUCAGCUGAGCAUUAAUCUUCAAGUACUUGCGGGCUUCAAUGACCUUGCCGUGCAUGACUCUAUUCAGGAGUUGAGCCACGCUCUUUCGCCCAUAAAACUUGGUACAAAGAAGAAAAGCGCGGGUGUCAGAGAAGACCAAUAUCUCCUCUCCGAGAAAGGUUGUCCCCAAGAUUACCACCGACCACCAAAGCAUGCUCAGCAUGAGGAUUCUACCAGCCUCAGACCUCCUUCGGGUUGGGCAUUACACGAGGGGAGCCUAGACCGGGCGACCCUGCCAUUGAUGCUUUUGAAACCAAAGAUACAGGAAGCACUAAGUCUUCUAACAUUGUAUAAACCGGGGCAAGCACAAUUGUCCAAUCAGGACACCGACUGGAUUCAAAAUGAGCUGGAGGACUUGCUUGUCAUCUGUCAUGAAACGGCCGCCGUUGCACUGAAGAAGCCAAACGGCACAGUCAAAUCCGGUGCAUUGCAUACCACGUCAACUAAGGAGCAUCGGAAGACUUUUUCACGGUAUAGAGCUGAAAAGGCGCACCAAGUAGGGAAAACUAAUCAGAUAGCUACCACCAAGUUUCUUGCUCGGGAGUCUCCGGCAGGUAAUGUUUCGGUCCGGAUCCAGUGCAUCGAAGAUCCCGAUUCCGGGAACACAGCGGUGUCUGACAUUAUGCUCCUACUCACACCUAAUCCAGCCAUUCAUACAAAUGGCUUUGUUAUCUCGUUAGCACGUCUGAAUCAGAAGCUCCAACAGCCCCCGAUUCGUCGGUCUAUCUCGAUGUAUACCGUCGUCGAGCCAGGUUCCCCAAUCUUUGAAUGUGUUCAAUCAAAUGAUAUCAGCCAUCUGCGGCAGCUGCUCGGGAGUAGGCAGGUAGCCCCCGACAUACGUAAUACAGAAAAUGAGAGCUUGCUAUCGGUUGCUGCUCGACAUUUACGGCUAGAAAUGUGUGAGCUCCUGAUCAAUGAAGGAGCAGAUCCUAGUUACUGUUGCUGGGAUGGGACCAAUGCAAUAUACGCCGUUCGUAAUGCUUUCUGGUACCGAGCCAUGGCUUACAACGUGCCAAAGUCUAUCCUCAACCAGCUACUCAGGCUUUUUGUCCGAGCAGGCUGUGACAUCAACUCUGUCGCUCUUGGUGGAAACCCUCUGCAUUUUACUGUCAGCAAUACUUUGCCCGGAUCAGCAAUCAUUGACGAAGAGGAGAUUUCAUGUUUGGUCAAUCUUUUAGUCUGCUUGGGUUGCGAUAUCGAGCAUGAGAACAGUGACGGCCUCACUCCCCUGCUAUACAAUGCCUGUAUUCCUGGGUUGAAUGGCGUUACAGUCCUGAAGGAACUUCUCCAAUGGGGAGCAAAUCCACACGCAAAGACGCAUUUGGGUGAGGGGCCGUUACAUCUCGCAAUUGCCUAUUCGAUCCCAGGAAACGUGCAUGGCGAUCUGGGACUUCGCUGCCUACAAGCACGUCUUGCCCUUCUACUUAAAGCUGGCUGUGACCCAAAUCUCCGGGACCAAAACGGGCAUACUGUCUCCGACUUUGCACUGAGUAGCCCUAGAACAUGGUUUCAAUGGUGCCUAGCGAUGGAAAAGAACCAGGGCUUACCGAUCGAGGAUAUUAUAAGGAAAGAGGAUAGUUCUGCAGGCUAUGACUCAGCGCUAUCAAAUCGUGAUGGCUCAUCUGACGAUUACGAUAGUAAUGAGGGCCUAGAUUCUGAUUGGGAAUCGUGCAGUGACAGUGACAAUGAUAGUGAUGAGAUUGACUCUUCCCACAAUCCCCCACUCAAUGUUUGCUCUGAUUACAACCAUCCAUUCCUCUCUUGGGGUGGUUUCUUUCCCUGGAGUAUCCCUCCAUCAUGCUGGGAUUGCAGUCUACCUGUUCAGCUGCAAGACAUUGCCGGAAAGAAGUGGCAGGCACUGGACAUUUUCCAAACUCUAAGAUCAUAG